GAAAUUUUCAGAACAUCCAGAUGUUGCCUUGAACUUAGGCCCAUAUCAAAAGUUUAGGUCAGUGCCUUUUCUAGUUUCUGUGCAAAGUUACAACUGUAAAGUGUAAAACCCAAAGUCAGGGUUUUCUUUUUCACGCCAGCGAUUGAUUUGUAGCCCUUGACCGAUUCAUCAACGGCGGACCCGACACCGCGGUCGCCGACGCCAUGGCUGAAAAAAUUUCAUCCGAGAACAUGGACGCAGUUGAAACUAAGUCCGACGAGGUUGUAGCUGCUGAGAGUGGCGUCGGGAAGAGACCUAGAGAGGAGAAAGACAUGCCGGAAAAUGAUGACAAUGGCGAAGCAUUGAAAAAGACGAAGGUCCAGAAUUCAGAGGAAGUGAAAAAAGUUGGACUCUUGGAUUGGAAAAAGGGUGCUGAUGGAGAGACGAAAGAGGUCAUAUCGGGUCCAGUCACCGUCGGCCCGAAGACCUUCGGGUCAUCUACUGAGAUGUUUGAUUAUUUCCACAGGCUUCUCCAUUCCUGGUCUGUCAAUCUCAAUUUGAAUAAGUAUGAAGAAAUUGUGUUGAUGGAGUUGCUUAAGAAGGGGCAUGCAGAGCCAGAGAAAAAGAUCGGGAGUGGAGUUGACGGAUUUCAAGUACGAUACCACCCUGUGUUUAAAAGCAGAUGUUUCUUCAUCUUGAGGGAGGACGGCUCUACUGAUGAUUUCAGCUUCAGAAAGUGCGUUGACAACAUUCUGCCCCUGCCAGAAAACAUGGCAACGAAAUCCAAGGGUGAGCAUGGUGGUGGUGGUGGAAGAUGGGGUGGGCGUGGUCGUGGACGUGGCAGAGGUAAGUGGAGAAACUAAGCGAGCCCAACCAAAUUACCAGGUGAAUGAGUCUAGUGAAGACACUCAAUUGAUAGUCUUCCAGUGUGAUGUUAGAAUCUAUAUUACUCAAUUAUUUGCUCUUGAUAUUAUAUAAGGAAAAUUUACACUACUGUUUUUGCCCCCCAUAACCUGGAAGCUCCUCUAAUUGCUUCACAAACGGAUUUGCAUGUACUUUCUUUGAAGAACUAUACAAGUUAUAAGUUAUUACUCACAUAUAACGAUCUCCUUCCCUGUUGGUAUUUUACCACUAAAAAGGUCUGGUCUUAUUAUCUCGAUCUCGUAUAAAAUAGUUUCUCAUA
Molecule: messenger RNA, 1162 nt
Organism: Cuscuta epithymum
Lineage: Eukaryota; Viridiplantae; Streptophyta; Magnoliopsida; Solanales; Convolvulaceae
Source: the annotation of a GenBank genome assembly